AUGUGGUUACAAGCUCCAAUUCCUGAAGUCAUCACACCAGAUCCAUGCCAGUAUGGCUUUAAAGCAACAGAUGAUGGCGUAAAUAACCAUGCAAAGGUUGGCUUUCAGACACUGAUGACUGAAUUUACAAAUGCAUCUGUCACUAGGGUUAGUGGAGAAUUUCCAAACUGGAUAAAGGGCCGUUUCAUACGCCAGGUUGGGGGUUCAUUUGGUAACCUUGACAGUCCUAAUCCAAUGGAGAGAAUAGAGCAUUGGUUCGACGGUGUUGGGGGAGCUGGAAUGUAUCACAUUACGGAUGGCGAAGUCAAGUUCACAAACAAGUUUUACGAUACGAGAGGUUACAACAUUUGGAAAAGUUUUGACAAUGAUUGGGCGAGAUCUCAAGUUAGUUGGGCCACUAUCUUUUCACCUUAUAAUUAUACUAGAAUGAUCGAGAACCAGGCAUUAUUUCCCGAUAAGCUAGAUACCAAUCCAUGUGUCAGUUUCUGGAAGCUAGACGAGGAGAUUCUGGCAGUAACGGAAUAUCAUCAAGCUAUGCUCCUAAAUAAAAAUACAAUGGAGAGCAGGGGAGAAUACCCAUUUGAGGAUACACCGGAUAUAGGACAGCCCCAUGGGACUAUUUUGAUCAAUCAACCAGUACAUGAAAGAAUCGACAUGGAAACGGGGGAGCCAUGGAUGGUAACAGGUGCCGUUGUACCAUUGACACCAGUCGGGAUGGGAGGUCCAUUGGAGUCAAAGCUUAUUUUAUACCAAGUUAUAAACAAGACGAGAAUUCCUAAGGCAGAGAUUAUUAUGGGGAAUGUAUCUCUGGGUGAAUGCAACCCUGUAACCGAAGCUCCAUAUCCAGAUACCACAAAAUUGAUGCCCUAUCUUCAUUCAUUUACAAUGACCAAGAACUACAUUAUAAUCCCCGGCACAUCUAUGAUGUUGGAUUACUGUGAUGCUUUCGUAUAUUCCUCGCCGGGUGAUCCAUUGUUUAAAAGGUUUUGGAAAUUUAAGAAUGAACUUAAAAGUAAAGUUUACGUAGUGAGAAAAUCAAACAUGGAGGUCGUUGCUGCAAUGGAAAUAGAUCCGAUGUUUGUGACUCACCAGUUGAAUGCUUACGAAAAAGAUGGAAUGAUAAUGGCUGACAUGUUGGUUUACGACAAUGAAAGAGUAUACUAUGAUCUCAAAGUCCAAGAAAUGUAUAAUGGAACAAAUCUCGUAACAGAUAUCGCAAGACUUGUCAUUGACACAAGCAACUGGAGUAUUACAAGGCAACAUCUGACAACGGAAUAUCCUGUCAAUGCGGAGUUCAGUCAGGUUAAUAAUGCAUUCCAUGGAAAGGAGUACAAAUAUGCUUACCUUGUGAUGGAUGUUCUGCAUGAAAAUUCAACUAUAUUGAAGUUGAACGUAGAUACAAAGGAAGAGUUACGUUAUGACCCUGGCUUCGGACACAUGCCAUGGGAACCUAUUUUUCUCCCAAGACCGGGUGCCACAGUUGAGGACGAUGGAUUAUUGAUACUUAACGGCAUCAGCGUCCCAGAUAAUACAACCUUCUUUGCAUUGGUAGAUGCAAAGACAAUGAAAGAGACUGCCAGAUUUCAUGCGCCUACCAUCAUCCCAGUUAGUUUCCACAAUAGAUUCUACCCAGAUCCAUCCCACGAUGACACAUCAUCUGGCGUAACAGAUCCAUCCGAGAACUCACCAUCUUGCGCCACACAAACACUGCAGUCGAUCGUUUUGGCAACACUUAUUGCGAUUAUGACCUUACUGAUAUAAAUACAUUUCUCUUGUUCAUACGGCUACGUAUAGCAUGUAGUUCAAGUUAAACAAUAUUUUGGCAACCAAAUGUGUGGUCUACCUACCACCAUACAAUUACAUUACAAUACUCAUGUAACUUGUACAUAUUUGUCCUACUAAUAUAUCCUGUUUUAAAAUAUAAAGAAAAUUGACGAAAAUAUGGUUACAUUCAACAUAGAUCGUUAGUUUAGUUCCCGAUGGUAGGAAAGGUACAUGGACCGCUUAUUGGCUUUAUACGAUCGCGAUAAAAAUAUAAAGGAUUAAAGGUUCAUCAUUUUUGGCUUGAAAUCUGUAAAUGUUUUGUGUGUUUGCAAACUCAUCAAUUGAAAAUCACAUAUUAUAUCGGGUGUCCUAAAAAUGAACCACUUUUUGACAAGUAUUAUCUCGGCAGCAAACUGAUGAACCAAAUUCACUGAAAAUGUGUACAUAGUUGCCGAAGAGUAUCGUUAGCAAGGUACAAAAAAUAAAAAAGAUCAAGUAAAUGUUAUGUGAGUACUAAGAAGUUCAAGAUAGCAUGUCAUAACAUCCCAUACCG
Owenia fusiformis is the source of this 2317-nucleotide messenger RNA. The record is from the annotation of a GenBank genome assembly. Lineage: Eukaryota; Metazoa; Annelida; Polychaeta; Sabellida; Oweniidae.